AAUAAAUAUAACAGCGCCCAGAUGCUUCACUGUCAGCGAAGGGGGUUACAAACAUAGAAAAGGGAAAGGCUAGAAUGAACUCCGCAUCUGUAGUAUUUAAAUGGAAUUAGAAGUAUCAGUAUGAGGUCAAGGUUUUUAAGUAUAUACAGAAAAAACAGAAAUGUGUAUGUGUGAAAGUGUGUACUUUUUUUCUACUAAUGUCUGGCUGUGAGGUUACAGAAACGAUGAAAUCUUAGUAGUAAUGAGCACACCAAGAACUUAGAGCAUGGUUUCUAAACACCAUUUCCCACUGAAAGGAAUCAAGGCUCACUGGAGAAAUGGCUAAUUCCAGAGUUUAGAAAGUACAAGAUGAACCUGGAACAUCUUGUUGUGUCAGAAAAUAAGGAAGUGCUUAAAAAGUGGUGACAAUAUGCCAAGAGGACCCAGGAGCCAGGCUGAAGGGGCUGCCACUAUACAAAUCAUGAACAAACAACAUCAAAAUAAAUAAUGAUAGUGAUAAAUUAGUAACAGUAAGAAUCCAUGAAUCCAUACUCAUUUAAAAAGUGAGUAAAUAGUCCACCGCCUCCAUAUUGUCUGUGUGAAGAGAGGGGAGAGCAGCCGCUGCCACUGCAGCUUCCACCACAGUUUGAAGAAAACAGUUCUGAAACAAGGUUUUACCCCCAGGUGCCUCUCAACACAGUGACUGCCAUCUCUCCAAACGUCAAGUCCAGCUUUGUCCGCCAACCUGUUUGACAUGUCGGGACCCGUGCCAAGCAGGGCCAGAGUUUACACAGAUGUUAAUACACAGACCCAAGAGUACUGGGAUUACAAGUCACAUGUGGUGGAAUGGGAAAAUCAAGAUGACUACCAGCUGGUUAGAAAAUUAGGCCCGGGGAAAUACAGUGAAGUAUUUGAAGCCAUCAACAUCACAAAUAAUGAAAAAGUUGUUGUUAAAAUUCUCAAGCCAGUAAAGAAGAAGAAAAUCAAGCGUGAAAUAAAGAUUUUGGAGAAUUUGCGAGGCGGUCUCAACCUCUUCACACUGGCAGACAUUGUAAAAGACCCGGUGUCACAAACUCCCGCCUUGGUUUUUGAACACGUAAACAACACAGACUUCAAGCAAUUGUACCAGACGUUAACAGACUAUGAUAUUCGAUUUUACAUGUAAGAGAUUCUUAAGGCCCUGGAUUAUUGUCACAGCAUGGGGAUUAUGCACAGAGAUGUAAAGCCCCAUAAUGUCAUGAUUGAUCAUGAGCACAGAAAGCUACGGCUAAUAGACUGGGGUUUGGCUGAGUUUUACCAUCCUGGUCAAGAACAUAACGUCCGAGUUGCUUCCCGAUAUUUCAAAGGUCCUGAGCUACUUGUAGAUUAUCAGAUGUAUGAUUAUAGUUUGGAUAUGUGGAGCUUGGGUUGUAUGCUGGCAAGUGUGAUCUUCCGGAAGGAGCCGUUUUUCCAUGGACAUGACAAUUAUGAUCAGUUGGUGAGGACAGCCAAGGUUCUGGGGACAGAAGAUUUAUAUGACUAUAUUGACAAAUACAACAUUCAAUUAGAUCCACGUUUUAACGGUAUCUUGGGCAGACAUUCCCGUAAGCGAUGGGAACGCUUUGUCCACAGUGAAAACCAGCACCUUGUCAGCCCUGAGGCCUUGGAUUUCCUGGACAAGCUGCUGCGGUACGACCACCAGUCAUGGCUCACCGCAGAGGCCAUGGAGCACCCCUAUUUCUACACUGUUGUGAAGGACCAGGCUCAAAUGGGCUCAUCUAGCAUGCCAGGGGGCAGUAUGCCUGUCAGUAGCACCAAUAUGAUGUCAGGGGUUUCUUGAGUGCCAACCCCUCCAUCCCUUGGACCUCAGGCAGGCUCACCAGUGAUUGCUGCUGCCAACCCCCUUGGGAUGCCUGUUCCAGCUGCCGCUGGCGCUCAGCACUAACGGCCCCUUCUGUCUCCUAAUGCCUGAGCAGAGGUUGGGGAGUCCACUCACUCCCUUGAUGCAGCUUGCGCCUGGCGGGGAGGAGUGAAAUACUUCAGAAGCACCGUGUCUGAACCGUUGCUUGUGCAUUUAUAGUAGUUCAGUCAUAAAAAAAAAAUUAUA
Messenger RNA from Physeter macrocephalus (sperm whale), 2065 nucleotides. Its product is annotated as casein kinase II subunit alpha-like. NCBI's taxonomy places the organism in Eukaryota, Metazoa, Chordata, Mammalia, Artiodactyla, Physeteridae. Gene Ontology annotation, cellular component: cytosol; nucleus; protein kinase CK2 complex. The record is from RefSeq and is a predicted model, not a curated record. Gene Ontology annotation, biological process: regulation of cell cycle; peptidyl-threonine phosphorylation; peptidyl-serine phosphorylation. Gene Ontology annotation, molecular function: ATP binding; protein serine/threonine kinase activity.